UGUAUGCAGAUGACAAUCGUGCUACCGGGGUGUAUGUGAUAGGUAAACACACGUGCGCGAUAAAUUUUAAUUUUUUGUGAAAUAUGGGUAAAAUAUCGAAAAAGGAUGCGAAUGUUUCUCGCAAGCAUGUAACAAAGGUUCCGGAUAUGUUGGAUAAAAAGUUUGAUCUAAUCAAAACGAUUAACGAAGAUGACGAUGUGGAAAACCUCUCUGAAGAAUCGGAUGUUGAUGUUGAGUACCAACCCACGAAACUCAAAACACAGAAGAAAGGAGAUUUUGAUAACAAUUUCAAGUUUGUCUCUUCCGUAAGCGAAUAUAAUCAUGAUACUUGGGACGAUUUAAUGAAAUUUGUCAAGAAAAAAAACCGGGGUAAGGUUGACGAUAAAAUCGCUAAUGUUAUCAAAGGGCGCUCACAGGCCAAGGCUGAUGUUUUGAAUGGAACCAAUGAUGAGCUGGACCCAGAUACGUAUCAUAAUGAAGUAGAUUUAUCAGACGAUGAACUUAAACAUGAUGUGAUGAGGGUGAAACAAAAGAAAGGAAGAAAAAGAGAGGCAACAGCUGGAGAUAACGAAGUAAAAAUUGAGGAUGAUGGAAAAGAACAGGAAGAUUUUUUCGAGGAAGCUGAACAAAGUGAUGAAAUAUCAUCCUUCUACCAAAUGAAUUUGUCUCGCCCAUUGAUGAAAGCAAUAGGCGUUCUUGGUUACAUCUAUCCGACUCCAAUCCAAGCAGCCACUAUUCCUAUUGGUUUACUAGGUCGAGAUAUUUGUGGUUGUGCAGCAACCGGGACCGGAAAAACAGCUGCUUACAUGCUUCCCACUUUGGAACGUCUUUUAUACAAACCAGCGUUCGCCCAAGCAGCGACAAGAGUACUUGUUUUGGUUCCAACGCGUGAAUUAGGUGCCCAAGUGUACCAAGUCACAAAACAAUUAACCCAGUUCACUAACAUUGAGGUUGGGAUCGCUAUUGGUGGAUUGGAUGUCAAGGCUCAAGAAGCGGUUUUAAGAAGAAAUCCCGAUAUUGUUAUUGCAACACCCGGGCGCUUGAUCGAUCAUAUUAAGAACACCCCCAGUUUCUCUUUGGAUUCUAUCGAGGUGUUGAUUCUAGACGAAGCCGACCGAAUGCUGGAUGAAUAUUUUGCCGAACAAAUGAAGGAAAUCAUACAAAGUUGUUGUAAAACACGUCAAACUAUGCUGUUUUCUGCAACAAUGACAGAACAAGUGCAAGAUUUGGCGGCGGUUUCACUUAGCAAACCGGUCAAAGUAUUUGUCAACAAUAACCAAACAGUGGCUUUCAACCUGCGACAGGAAUUUAUUAGGAUCCGUGAUGGGCGCGAUUCCGACAGGGAACCGCUUCUGGCAGCAUUACUUUGUCGCACUUUCCAUGAUCACGUCAUGGUGUUUGUCCAGACCAAGAAAACAGCACAUCGACUAAGGAUUCUACUAGGGUUGUUAGGGUUAAAAGCAGGAGAAUUGCACGGAGACUUGACACAGGCCCAACGACUGGAGUCUCUAAAACAGUUUAAAGAUGAACAAAUUGAUGUACUCGUUGCAACCGAUGUUGCCGCUCGUGGAUUGGAUAUCAGCGGUGUAAAAACAGUGGUCAACUUUGUAAUGCCCAUUACGUUUGAACACUACAUACAUCGUGUGGGUCGAACGGCUCGUGCAGGAAAAGCCGGCGUUUCUGUAUCGUUGGCGGGUGAAAUAGAAAGAAAGAUUGUCAAGGACAUAAUUAAAAAUGCCAUCAAUCCCGUUAAAAAUAGAAUUAUACCGACAGAAAUUGUUGAAAAGUAUAGGAAAAAAGUUCAAGCAUUAGAAACGGAAAUCGAAAAAGUACUGCAAGAAGAACGUGCCGAAAAGUUAUUGCGACAAACAGAACAGCAACUUGAAAAAACUGAACGAAAACUGAAAGGUGUCCCCAAUGGCCCUAGCCGAGAGUGGUUCCAAAAUCAUCGAGAUCGAAAAGAAGAACAGGAACGACUUUCCUUGAAAAGUGAAGUAAACAAAGAAAAUAAAAAGCAGUCAAGAAAACGAAAACGUGGCAACGAUAGCGAUGAUGAUUUCGAUCCUAUCAAACAUCAACAAAGUAAACAACAAAAAAUAGCAAAGAAAAAGGUCGAACCUUCCAAAACACCCAGUCAGUUAGCGAAAGAGCGAGCCUUACAAGAAUUGACUAAAGUAUCCCUGGUUCAGGCUAAGCUUUCUAAAAUUAAGAAUCGUCCGCUGCGAGUUACAGCGACGGGCGAAGAGCGUCAUGCUGAGCAUAGUUCUGGGAAACUGACUAAAAAGCGUAAACAUCGAUCCUCUCGUUUUGAACGAGAUCUUACUGACAUAAGCAAAAAAGGAGUGAAAAAGCUUAGAUAUGACGCUACCAAAAAACAAAGGAUGGAUAAAAUAGGAAAAGGCAAAUUGGAUGGCAUGAAAAUAAGUGCUGAUAAAUUUCGGAACAAAAAGGGAUCGAAUAAGCAGAACAAAGGCAAAACUUUUGGUCCAAAGCAACCGAAGAAAGGCAAAACAUUCGGUUCGAAGCAACCAAAAAAAGGCAAACCUUGAAUCACACAAUUUGAUUUGUUUUAAUGUACGAAAUAAAGUUGCUUGAAAAAGA
Molecule: messenger RNA, 2601 nt
Organism: Malaya genurostris
Lineage: Eukaryota; Metazoa; Arthropoda; Insecta; Diptera; Culicidae
Gene: Rs1
Product: probable ATP-dependent RNA helicase DDX27
Exons: 5
Coding region: 84-2549 (821 amino acids)
Molecular function (GO): RNA helicase activity; ATP binding; nucleic acid binding
Source: RefSeq, a predicted model, not a curated record